Miscanthus lutarioriparius is the source of this 1542-nucleotide messenger RNA. The record is from the annotation of a GenBank genome assembly. NCBI's taxonomy places the organism in Eukaryota, Viridiplantae, Streptophyta, Magnoliopsida, Poales, Poaceae.
AUGCGGCACCAAAACAAGGAGCAAGCAAACAGGCAGUUUCGGUUGGGCGAAGGGCGUGGAAAAUCCACCGCGCCAACGACACCAGAGCGGCGUCGGAUCGUGGUCUCGUGCAGCGGCAUCCGCAGCCGCAGCAGGUUUAUUUGGAGGUUCCCAUUGGAGAAAAGCUUGCCCAGUCACUUCAUUCAAAGCAUUCUUUCACUCAGGGGAUACCAUAUGUGGUAUAUUGGAGGAAUUCAUUUUCAUCUUAUACAGCAUCUCAUUCAUUUUCGUCAUGCGUUAAUGUCAGUCAUUCAGAGUUCCUGCAGCCAUACAUGGGAUGCCUUUCAACUUGCACAUGCCUCCUUUCGAUUAUACCGUGUAAGAAAUAAUUAUGUACAAAGUGUUAAGCUUGGCCCCCGCCUACUUGGGGAUGCUCCAAAAACAAAUAUCAUCCCUGCUGGGAAUGAAGUGAACAAGGAAGAAGGCUGUUCUGAAGGUUUCCCAGCUAUAAGAAUCUAUGAUGAAGAUGUGAACAUGAAAUUUCUUGUCUGUGGAGUACCAUGCACCCUGGAUGCAUGUUUGUUGGGUGCACUAGAAGAUGGUUUGAAUGCACUGUUGAAUAUUGAGGUUUUGAAACAUCUUGCGCCAGAAAUCUCCUACAGAAGCUUGGUUGCACUUGGAAUCGCUUGGGUAAAUGGUACACCAGUGUCCUCAUUUGAUAGGCAGGAUGCUGAUCGGCUUCUUUUCUUUUGCUCUAACCAGUGCAAAGAUAAAGCUAUUCAAAAUGUCUCAUAUGCCUAUCUAUCAAGCUGGUCAGCAUCCCUUACUAAGGAUAGAGCCACUGGAACUGGAAGUAUCGAGUCAAAACAGAUGUCAUUUGGUGCAAAAGGAGUUGGAGGGGAUAAUAAGAUGUCCCUAUCAUCAUUGAAACCAAGGUUAAAGCCUGCAACAAUGAGACCCAUUCCCCACUCCCGCAAGCAACAAAUGCAUCCCUUUAUGAGAAAAAUCAUCAUCCGGGUCACCAUCAUCCUCGUCACUGUUCAGCCGUCAAUCCCAUUGAAUCCUCUGCCAAUGAAGAAGCAUGAGUGCAAUCGGUUGCCUAUCAACCUUUGCUCUGAAGAAGACUCCUUGAAAGAUGUCACGCAGUUCCUACUUCAGAGGGGCCACGACCGACUUGUACCUCAGGGAGGACUGGCAGAAUUUCCUGAUGCAGUGUUAAAUUCAAAGCGUCUUGAUUUAUAUAACUUAUACAAAGAGGUGGUAUACCGAGGUGGUUUUCAUUUAGGCAAUGGCAUAAAUUGGAAAGGUCAAGUCUUUUCAAAGAUGCGCAACCAUACAGUUACAAACAAAAUGACGGGUGUUGGGAACACCCUAAAAAGGCAUUAUGAGACGUACUUGCUGGAAUAUGAACUUGCCCAUGACGACAUUGAAGAGGAAUGUUGCUUGUUUUGCCGCAGUAGUGAUCUGGGUGAUUGGGUGAACUGUGGAGUAUGUGGAGAAUGGGUCCACCUUGGCUGUGAUAGACGGCAAGGGCUAGGCAACUUCAAAGUAGAAGCUUGCUGA